This is a messenger RNA of Pneumocystis murina B123, 1279 nucleotides long. RefSeq lists its product as hypothetical. Gene Ontology annotation, biological process: mRNA 3'-end processing by stem-loop binding and cleavage. Bases 26 to 1279 code for a protein of 417 amino acids. The transcript has 5 exons. Gene Ontology annotation, cellular component: mRNA cleavage and polyadenylation specificity factor complex. Lineage: Eukaryota; Fungi; Ascomycota; Pneumocystomycetes; Pneumocystales; Pneumocystaceae. The record is from RefSeq and is a predicted model, not a curated record. Gene Ontology annotation, molecular function: RNA binding.
AAAAAUAUUAAAAAGUUUUAUUUUUAUGCUUUGUUAUUGUCCUAUAAGUGAUCCUGGUAAAGGGAUUGCAUCAAUUUUAAGUUUUGGAGAAAUUAAAAUUCUUUUGGAUCCGGGUUCAGACGAUCUUCUUUCAGAGUUUGUAGUGCUUGAUUUUGUGCCAGAUUUGAUUCUCUUUUCUCAUUCAGAUAUAUUUCAUUUAGGAUCUUUUGUUCAUGGCUUUAAAAAUUGUGGGUGGCAUAAUGUACCAGUAUAUGCAACACUUCCGAUUUUUAAUAUGGGUCGAGUAACAAUGACUGAUUGUUACAAAAACCUUUUGGAUAAUAGUAUAUGCAAAGAGGAUAUUGAUGAAGCUUUUGACUCUAUAAUUACAUUACGUUAUUCUCAACCAACGUCUCUUUCGGGAAAAUUAGAUGGUAUCUCUAUUACAGCUUAUAAUUCUGGCCAUUCUCUUGGUGGGACUAUCUGGAAAAUUACAAAAGAUUCUGAAAAUAUUGUCUACUGUGUUGAUUGGAAUCAUUCUAAAGAUAGUCAUCUUAAUGGGAGUAUCCUUUAUUCUAAUGGUGUUGUAUUAGAUGCUUUAAGUAGACCUACAACUCUUAUAACAGAUGCGAUAAAUUCUAACGUUUUUAUUCCUUCACGUAAAAAAAGAGUAGAAGCUUUUUUUGAUUCUAUUAGAAUUACGCUUAUACAGCUCGGAAAUGUAUUAAUUCCGACUGAUGCAGCAACACGUUCUCUUGAAUUUUGUUGGAUUUUAGAACGUUAUUGGCAACAACACAAUCUUCAAUAUCCUAUUUAUUUUCUUACUCAUGGUGGAAGUAAAGUAAUAUCAUAUGCUCAAAGCAUGAUGGAAUGGAUGAGUGAUUCUAUUAUUAGUGAAUAUGGAUCGAAUGGAAAUGUAUUUGAAUUUGCACAUAUUAAAAUUAUUUCUAAUGAGCAUGAACUUUCCACUAUGGUAUCUGGCCCUAAAGUUAUUUUAGCAACUAGUGCAAAUAUGGAUUGUGGAUUUUCUCAAAAAAUAUUUCUUGAUAAUAUUGCAAGUGAUUCAAAAAAUUUAGUUAUUCUUUCUCAAAAAUCUAUAUAUUAUGAAAAUUCUUUAUCAAAAGAUCUUAUGGAUCGUUGGAAUCUUGUUACAAAAAAUUAUAAUCAAUCUAUAGCUUCAUCAGUUGUUUUAAAUUUUAGCAGAAGUGUUACUAUUCGUACUUUGGUACCAUUAGUAGGUGAUGAAUUAGAAAAAUUUCAAGAAAAAGAAAAACUUUCUCGAGAAAAAAAAAGCAACUGA